AAGCCACCUGCUCAGGUGACGCAUGUCAGCAGCACACCUGCCGCUUAUUAGCGGCCUUCAGUUCCGGUCUGGCCUUCACGUUGGGAAACAGAAUAAUUUGAAUCACGACAAUUUAGGAAAUGAACUCGUUGGAGUUUUCGUUCGUCUUUUUUAUACUGGUACCUCAUUCUUUCGGGCGCUGCUUUGACAUGUCUUUUUCUAUAUGUUGGAUGGGUAAAGAUGACGUUCUAGAAAGACAAAACGCAGACGUGUUUUUCAAUGGGACCUCGUUAAAAUCCAUCAUGAAGGCGGGUAAAGUGAGCUCCCUGAAGCUGUUCCCGGUUGUGGAAAACAAGCUGGCCUUCCGGUACGGGGGCUCCACCCUGAGGUGGACUAUAACAGUCAGCCCACGCACAAAGACCGUCAAAAUCACCGGCCGACACAAACCUUCAGAACAUCCAACUAAUACUACAAAGGACUUCCUGGCAUUGCUGAGUCCUGCAGAAGUGUUUGCGUGUGGAAAUGGAACCACAUUCUUUCACCAGGAUGAAAACUUCUUCCUUGCAGUUGGACACACGUCGCGCUUCCCUCUGAAGCUGGAGGGCAGAAGUCCGACCAUGCUGCUGGUGUCCUGGGUGGAGAUGGAUCCGAGCAUCCUCAACACUCACAGCCUGACUGUGUACCGCAGAGAGCUGGGUUCUUAUAACGUCUUCACGGAGGAAACCACCGACCGCAACCACCACCGCUUCUCUGCCCUGGAGCCCUGCAGCCACUACCUGGUCUGUGUGGAGCUGGCAGACAGCCACGCCUUCACCUGCCUCUCUGCCAUCACCGACCCCGAUGUCCCUAAAGAUUUUGAAGUGACAUCGUGGAACAGCAGCAGCAUCUCUUUGUCCUGGGACUGUCCUGUGAACAUGAAGUACUCACUCUUCCUCCUCACCGUCUUCUACCUGAACGGCACAGACCACGUCUGGGAUGAGGUCAGCCUGUGGCUCACGGAUGACACGUUUGAGUUCUCCCUGUCGGACCUGCAGCCCUGCAGCCGGGUCAAAUUCGGCCUGCAGACCGUUUGCCAGGCAGGCCUGGAAACCCGCUACAGCAAGAUCCUUCUGAACGACGGGAAUUCUGGUGAGUCCUGUCAGAUGUGGUUAUGGAUCCCAAAUAAUCUUCAUGUAUUCUGGGGUUGAGCAGCCAGGGACAGA
Messenger RNA from Oryzias melastigma (Indian medaka), 1181 nucleotides. RefSeq lists its product as uncharacterized. The coding region runs from base 120 to 1166 and encodes 348 amino acids. The transcript is spliced from 8 exons. The record is from RefSeq and is a predicted model, not a curated record. Lineage: Eukaryota; Metazoa; Chordata; Actinopteri; Beloniformes; Adrianichthyidae. Gene Ontology annotation, molecular function: protein binding.